AUUACCGGCAAGUGAACGGAUUCUCUUCCGGCCUCUGAAGACAGGCUGCGAGCGUGGAUUUUAAUCUGGGCUCAAAAAAACAUCAAAAUGAGCGUCCCCGCAUUCAUUGACAUAACAGAAGAGGAUCAGGCAUUAGAACUCCGGGCCUAUCUGAAGUCUAAAGGAGCUGAGAUCUCGGAGGAAAACUCUGAUGGCGGCCUGCAUGUCGAUCUGGCACAGAUCAUCGAAGCGUGUGAUGUCUGUCUGAAAGAUGAUGACAAAGAUGUUGAGAGCGUGAUGAACAGCAUCGUAUCUCUGUUGCUGAUUCUGGAGACUGAGAAACAGGAGGCUCUCAUUGAGAGUUUAUGUGAGAAGCUGGUGAAGUUUCGGGAAGGUGAACGUCCUUCUCUCAGGAUGCAGCUCUUGAGCAAUCUGUUCCACGGUAUGGAUGAAAACACACCAGUGAGGCACACCGUGUACUGCAGUCUGAUUAAAGUGGCAGCCACCUGCAAUGCCAUUGCUUUCAUGCCUACAGACCUUGACCAGGUGCGUAAGUGGAUCAUAGACUGGAAUUUAAACACAGAGAAGAAACACACUCUGCUCAGACUGGUGUACGAGGCAUUGGUUGACUGCAAGAAGAGUGAAGCUGCCGCCAAAGUGAUGGUGGAGUUACUGGGCAGUUACACAGAGGACAAUGCAUCACAAGCUCGAGUGGAUGCACACAGGUGCAUCGUCCGUGCCCUGAAAGAUCCAAACACCUAUCUGUUCGACCAUCUCUUGGCUUUGAAACCAGUGCGUUUCCUGGAGGGAGAACUCAUUCAUGAUCUUUUGACCAUCUUUGUCAGUGCAAAGCUCGCAGCGUAUAUGAAGUUUUACCAGAGCAACAAAGACUUCAUUGAGUCUCUCGGUUUGUCUCAUGAGCAAAAUAUGUCAAAAAUGAGGUUGUUGACGUUCAUGGGAAUGGCAGUGGAGAUGAAGGAGAUCUCUUUUGACACCAUGCAGCAGGAACUUCAGAUGGGUGCUGAUGAUGUGGAGGCUUUCGUCAUUGAUGCUGUUCGGACCAAAAUGGUCUAUUGCAAAAUAGACCAGACACAAAGGAAGGUUGUGGUGAGCCACAGCACACACCGCACGUUUGGCAAACAGCAGUGGCAGCAGUUGUACGACACACUGUCCUCCUGGAAACAGAAUCUGUCUACAGUAAAGACCAGCCUUCAGACGCUCUCACCCACCGCCUGACAAAGCUGAUUCUGUUUUUAUAUACACUCAAUAAAUAAACGACUAAUGAAGACCAUCA
Molecule: messenger RNA, 1273 nt
Organism: Paramisgurnus dabryanus
Lineage: Eukaryota; Metazoa; Chordata; Actinopteri; Cypriniformes; Cobitidae
Source: RefSeq, a predicted model, not a curated record